Leptosomus discolor (cuckoo roller) is the source of this 4479-nucleotide messenger RNA. The record is from RefSeq and is a predicted model, not a curated record. NCBI's taxonomy places the organism in Eukaryota, Metazoa, Chordata, Aves, Leptosomiformes, Leptosomidae.
AUGACCAAUCUGCAUGCUGCAGAGCUGCAGGUCAAAAUCCAGCAGUUUGAAGCUGCCAACAAGCUGUUACAGGAAAAGCUAAAUGAAUUGAAUUUUGAAUUAAAAUCUGCCCAAGAAACAUCGCAGAGGCAAGAUCGUACAAUCCAGAGUCUGAAUGAGGCCCUGAAGAGCAAAGAGAGUAAGACAGAAGAGCUGUACCGUAUCAUCGAAGGCCAGAAUGAGACAAUGGCCAAGCUGCGGGACAUGUUACACAGAAGCCAUCUGGGACAGUUGCAGGUGUCAGAGAGCCCGCUGUCAUCCCAGGAGCAGCAAAUGUCACUGCUAGAUCUUCAGAACACGCUUUUCUGCACCAAGCUGGAGGUGCAGAAACUGAAAAGAGCUCAGCGCCAGAAAGAGCAUCAACUGGCCGAAGCCAGGAGAGCAACCCAGCUCCUAGAGACCAUGAUGCACGAGGAAGAGCAGCAGAAAGAGGCAACCUGGAAACACAACCAGGAGCUGCGUGCUGUGGUACAGCAGCUGCAGGCAGAGCUGCAGGACAGGGCUCAGCAGCUCCAGACUGUGGAGUGGGAGAAAUGCCGUGAGCUGCAGGCCCAGGAGCAAAGAGUUCAGUGUUUGAGUCAGCAUCUCGCUCGCAAGGAACAGCUUCUGCAGGAAUCGAGGGAGCUUCUGCGAUGUCAGCAAAGCUUGGAGAAGAGCCCUGCAGCCAUGAAUGCCAUGUUGGAGAAGCUGCAGCAGCGAGUCAGUGACAGGGAUGCUGCUCUGGAGCGAGCAGUAGAUGAGAAAUUCGGUGCCCUGGAGAAGAAGGAGCAAGAACUGCACCAGCUCCGUCUCUCAAUAAGGGAGCGUGGAAGUGACCUGGAGAGACUGCGCGAUGUCCUGUCCAGCAAUGAGACCACGAUUCAUAGCCUGGAGAGCCUCCUGAAAGCUAAAACCCUGGAACUAGAGCAGGUCUCAGCAACCUGCCAAAACCUCCGUUGGCUCAAGGAGGAGAUUGAGGCCAAAUCCUGCAGCAGGCAGAAGGAGCAGGAGGGGAUCAUCCAGCAGCUGCAGACCUGUCUGCAUGACAGGAACAAGGAAGUGGAGGAGCUAACAGCAACUCUGCUGUGCAAGCUGGGCCCAGGACAGAGUGAGGUAGCAGAGGAGCUGUGCUUGCGCCUCCAGCACAAGGAGAAAAUGCUGCAGGAUCUCCUCAGCGACAGGAACCGUCAGACCAUGGAGCAUGAUGCUGAAAUCCGGGAGCUGCUGCAGGCCAUGAGCACCAAGGAGCAGCAGAGCAGAGUGGCUGCUGAGAAGAUGGCACACGCUUUGGCUGAAAGGAGCUGCGAGUUACAACUCCUGCGGCAGCAUGUGUUGGGGAAGGAGCCUGUCGGGACCCAGUCGGCUAGUGGCUGGCUGUUGAAGCAGGACAAACAGGCCACACAAGAAAUAGUGCAAAGAGCUUGUGGAGCCACAGCCAUUGCCGGACCCUCACAAGGGGACAGCGGCUGCAGGACAGAGGGAGUUACGAUGUCAGCAGCGGAACUGGAGAAGGAUCUUGUUGAUGCCAAAGAGGAGCUGGAGCUAAUGGCAAAGAAAGAAAGGGAAAGCAGGCGGGAGCUCACUGCUCUCCAGUCUGUCGUGGCCGCGCAGGAGGAAGAGCUGCAGGUGCAGGCCUCGGAUAUAGAGUCCUUGACCAGGACCAUCCAGAUCAAGGAUGACCUCAUCAAGGAUCUGCAAAUGCAGCUGGUGGAUCCCGAAGAAAUUCCAGCCGUGGAAAGGCUGACACAAGAAGUGCUGGCGCUUCGGGAGAAAGCGGCCGUAGAGGAGUCACGAGGACAGGAGGCUACUGGAAACAGAAGGCAGCAGUUGUUACUGAUGCUGGAAGGGCUGGUGGCUGAAAGGAAUCGGUUAAACGAAGCUCUCCAGGCAGAGAGGCAGCUCUACGGCAGCCUGGUAAAGUUUCAUACGCACCCAGACAGCGCUGCGAGAGACCACGCGCUGCAGGUGGAGCUGGAGGGGGUCCACGAGCUCCGGGGACAGCUGGAAGAAGCUCUUGGAAGAAGCUUGGAGCGUUUGAGCAGGCUGGAGACGCAGGGCACCAUAGGAGGUCAGGCCACAGGCACAGAUGCUGAUGAUGCCAGCACCAACUUCACCAACAGCGUCAAGGAGGAGGCAGCCCACGGCGUGGCAACCCGGCACAUCAGCCCCCAGGCCCCUACGGAAAGUGGGGGUACUGAGAGGACUCUCGUGGGGACCUCGGCACCUGCCGUGCCAGAGCGGGAGCUGCAGGCAGAAAAGGAGCUGCGGGAGCUGAAGGCGCAGCUGGAGGAAGCCGGCUUCUCCUCUGUCUCCCACAUCAGGAAGGCGAUGCUGAGCCUGUGCCUGGAGAAUGCAGAGCUGAAGGAGCGGAUGGGCGAAGCCACAUUGCUGCUGGAGAACGGGGAGCAGGAGGAGGUUGGGCUAGACAGCCCCCUGGUCCCUGAGCCCCGCAGGCUGCAGAGGAAGAACCGCAGUGCCCUCGGGGACUGCCCAGCUGGCAGCAGCGGGCAUGGCCAGGGGGUCCCGGCAGAGAGCGGAGCUGUGCCUGCCAAACGCCCAGCGCUGGAGGCACGAUCCCAGGAUGACAUGCCUAAGAGACCCUGCCCUGGCACCCCAGGUGGAGGGAAUGGGAGCUAUGUGGAGGGCACAGUCCCUGGAAGGUCCUGGCCUGGUAUGGGUACAGAGCUGCACUCACAGGUGGUGCAGGGCCAAAGGCAGUGCCAGGAGCUGCAGGACAAGCUCACCGCCUCGGAGGCCACGGUGCGGGCACAAGCUGAGCAGCUGGAGAAGUACCAUGUCCUGCUCCCAGGUGAACCCCAUGCCCAGCAGCUCAGCAAGCAAGUGCAGGUGGAUUUCCAGGACCUGGGCUAUGAGACGUGUGGGCGAAGUGAGACUGAGGCUGACCGGGACGAGACCACCAGCCCUGAGUGUGAGGAGCCAGAUGUAUUCAGCGAGCCCAGCACGGGCGAGGAGCUGGGGUCCCCAUGCCGGCCCAGGGUGGGCAAGGCUGCCCAGAAAGCCAUAGCCCCAGCAGACGUGGGGGCCCUGCACCAGCACAUCCAGGACCUCAAGGCACAGCUGCUCAAUGCCAACAAGGUGAUCCAGAGCCUGCAGCGCCGUGCCCGCUCCGUCUCCGUCACCACCCUGCGGGCACACCGUGACCUGCAGCACCUGGUGCACCGCGUCGCCCUCCUCGAGGCACAGCUGCCCGCAGCCAAGCCCGGAGGCGUUUUGCCCAAGGAGCUGCAAUCCGCCACUUGGCCAGGGAAGUACGACUCACUGAUCCAAGCACAGGCUCGGGAGCUCUCCCACCUGCGGCAGACACUGCGGGAGGGACGUGGGGUGAGCUGCAGCCUGGCCCAGCACCUGCGUGAUGCCCUGCGGUCCUUUGAGGACCUCCUUCGUGGCACCGACAUCGACUAUUACCUGGGUCAGGGCUUCCGGGAGCAGCUGGCCCAGGGCAGGCAGCUGGCUGAGAGGCUCAGUGACAAGCUGGGCACCAGAGAUCGACAAGAUGGGGAGGAUAAAACCAGCCAUGAACUCCUGGCACUGAGGCUCAGCCGGGAGCUCCAGGAGAAGGAGAAGGUGAUUGAGAGCCUGGAGGCGAAGCUGCAGGAGCGCUGCGAGUCCCCAGGCAGCAGCCGACCACCCUCUGAGUUGUCCCGCUCUGCCACCAGCUCCUCCUUCUUGUCCGAGGGGCUGGAGCCCUGCUCCGAUGGGGAUCGCAGCCAGUGCCGCCUUCACUUUGACUCCUUGUCCAAACCUGUUAGUGCCCCCCUGCCUGUGCUGGCCCCUGGGCAGCCCCCCUUCCUGCCUGCCGGGCCCCCCCCUCCUGCAGCCGCCCCGCUCUUGGGCUGCUGCGGGACCCCCGUCUGCUCCCUGGCUGAGGCGCAGCAGGAACUGCAGGUGCUCCGGAGGCAGCUGGGAGAAAGUGUGACGCUGCCCAUGGCGCCAGCAAAGCCCACAGCCCCACUGGGCCCCUUCGGAGAGGGAAGCAAAGCCCCAGCUUCGCGCUGCCGACACGGUGCACUGCAGAGCAUGGCUGAGGUCCCCGGGACCACCGAGACCCGCACCCUCUGGAAUAUACCCCCUCCUGGCCAGCCACUUUACGGGACCUUGCCAUCGGGGUACCCCUCCAGCCAGAAGCUAACAGGGGCUGACCUGCUGGAGGAACACUUGGUGGAGAUCCGCAGCCUGCGCCAGCGCCUCGAGGAGUCCAUUUGCACCAACGACCGGCUCCGGGAGCAGCUCGAACGCCGCCUGGCCUCCACCGGCAAGGCCAGCGGAUUACCCAGUGACAUCUACGCCCAGAUGCCGGAGCCGGGGCUGCAGCUGAGCGGGGAGAACCAGGCUCUGCGGGAGGACAACCGGACCCUGCGGCUCCAGCGUGACCACCUCUCCCAAGGUAGGUCCCCAGAGCUGGCGCGGGUGCAGGAGGCGCUCCUGGCUGCCUGCUCCCGG